Molecule: messenger RNA, 5958 nt
Organism: Dalotia coriaria
Lineage: Eukaryota; Metazoa; Arthropoda; Insecta; Coleoptera; Staphylinidae
Biological process (GO): tRNA methylation
Cellular component (GO): cytosol
Source: RefSeq, a predicted model, not a curated record
UCCAACAAUUUUAAAUCCAAUUGAGAAGCAUUGCCCAUCCAACCUCACCGUCACACCGCAAUUCCAAACCGAAUUUUCCGCAAUUAGAAUACCGCGAGAAAUCAGAAUAAGUCACGUUUAUCAAAAGUUGUGUUUCUUCCUUGCACAUUUUGCCUCCACAUUCUGCAUUCUGCACAAGUUGUCAACCGAAAAGCAUGUGCUAAAAAUUAGACUGUUUGGCUCCCGGGCUGUUUUCUACGAUCGCUGAUAGUCUGAUAGUGCUGAUAUUACGCUCGGUAACAACGUGUGAAUAGCCUCAACGCAUUUCUAUCCGUUCGCGCUCGCAGUUCCUAAUCACAUCGAGAUCAUUCUCUGCUCGAGCGGCAAGCGAAUUUCAUUUUAAAUAAGUGAGGUUAACAUUAAUACACAAUCUAUGAUUCAGUUAGUGCUUGAAAAUGGAUGAGAUGAAAGAUAGAAUUCCAGACUAUCCAUUUGAAGUGGGGUCUUCUAUGGAAAGUCUCAAGGAGAAGCUGGAACAGUUUAUCAGUUCAAAUUCAUUUUCAGAGAAGCAGAAAAUUCUUAAUGAAUUAGCUGAGCGCUUAAAAACCCCUGAAGAGGUAGAAUGUGUGGUGAUGAUGAUAUGCCACAUAUACCUGUGGACAACAUCGAAACAUCCAAUAAAGAAGACAUGUGCUCGAAUACUGUCAUCCCUGGAUCCUGAGUUGGUAAAAGAUAAGUUGUCAAUUCAGAUAAAGCAUUUUAUCGCCAAGCUGGACAGGCUUGAGGAGGACGUUGAUGAAGAUGACAAUGACAUGUUGGAUUUUGAGACUGAGAAGCGCAGGAAUACUUUUCUUAUUAUUCUACAAGGUUUAUUCGGCACUUUUCCGCCUGGCGUUGAGGCUCUCAAUAAAAUCAUCGACAUCGUCUUUUUAUUCGCGUAUGACGUGUUUUUAAGCAUUUUUUCUUUUUUUGAAUCGGGAACAGUUCCGCUGGAACUUGCGCAGCAGCUGAUGUACAGCACGGUUAAAUUUCUCGAUACUCUGCUGCACAAUUGUGAUACUAGUAUUCAUCUUUCGAAGGAAAGUCAGACGCUGCUGGUGAAGUGCUACAAGGCGAUUCGUAAUGAGAAACUCGCGUUCAACACGAAGGCACAUUGCGGCGCGUUAUUAGUGAUGGCUGUUGUUCAAUUCCCUGAUAAUAUAGAACAAGAAGAACUGAAUAAUUUAGCGUCUUCCUUAAAUAUUCCGUCCAUCAAACCGGAGGAUAAUCUACUGACAGUGAUGCUGCAGUCAUGCGAAGAUUGUUACACCACGCGUAUCUGCAUCUUUUCUGGAAUUGUGCAUACUUGUCCUUUGCACGUAAUGUCAAAAUAUAUGGUGGAUGAAACGCCGGUGGCGAUCUAUAUCUUCAAAAAAAUGUUGGAAAUCGCCAUGGUACGAACCAGCAUCGCACCAGAAAUACUUGAAAUCAGUCGCACGCUAAUUUCGCUCUCGCCGCUCAUCUCUAAAAUAAAGAUUGAACAUCUCACUGAUAUAAUUCAAGGCUGCUGGGACUACAUUUCUGUGCACUGGGAUCACUUUGUCGACGCUGUUCGCAGUGAUGCACAAAAACUUCUUAAGACUGUUAUUACCCUCACGCUGGAUUCAAACGACAGCGAUAAUAUCGCGCAUUCGGUAGAAGCCCAGCCUGCUGCAUUCAAUGAAUACCAACAGAUGUUUGCUAGUGCUAUUUCGGAGAUCAUCCAUGGGCAGAAUCCUAACUACAAAGCAUUGCCGCAUAUAGCUUCAACGAUUAAGGUACAAAUUCUUAUGAAAUCUUUUCCGAACCUACCGCAGAGUUUGUUGAAUGCGUUGGAUAAUCCCAGUGUUGCCCAAGAUGUCUGUGUAGCGUAUGAGAGAUUAAUGGAACAACACAAAAAAGAAAUGGGAGAGUCGUGGAUCCACGUUUGGGUGGAACCACUAUUGCCUUUCAAGCAUCCGGAAGCUGUUCUUGUAUAUAUUUUAAAGAUUUUUAACAGUGCUUUCAAGUUGAAUCCGUCGGUGUUGUUACUAAUGGAUCGUGAAACGUUUACCGAUGCCGAAUACCGCGCUGUGUUGAGUUGUAUUAUCAAAGCAAGGAAAACUAAUGUCAAACUGGAGAAUAUUUUAAAUGUGCUGACUAGCAAAUCAUGCAAUGGGGCAAACAUUUUGAGUAAAAAACACAUUCAGAUGUUGACCUGUCAUCAAUCGGCUGAGAUUCGAAUAUUAGUUUUAACUUUACUAGUUGAAUGCCAAAAGUCAACGGAAAUGUUCCUUCCUGAAGACUUCAAAUUAUUGAUGAUAUUCUUCCGUUUCCAUGCAUCGUCAUCCCUACCGAAUUUUCGACAAAACAUGCUUGCUCUAUAUAAAAAAGCGUUCAAUCGAUUUAAGGACUCCUUCUAUGUAAUUCAAAGAUCAAUUCGCAAUGAAGAAGCACGUGGUGAGAACGCGGACGCUGAUAAGUUAACGCCACUCAAGGAAAACGAAAAUCAGUACAAAGAUUUUAUCGUUACAUUUUUUCAUCAGCAACUCAUACGAGGAUUGUUUAAUCAAGUUGAUUUCGGAAAGCGGGCGAUGUGCUUGGAGCUCCUGCUACAUCUGAAAACUUGUCUGAGUGAGGAACUAUACAAAGCUCAAUGGUAUCCAGAUUAUAUGUACAUGUUAUUUGCCGCGUUCAAUGACACCUACGAAUCGAACUUGGUAAUGUUGAAGAAUCUACUUUUGGGAUUGCCUCCAGAAAUUGUUUUUCGGAAAGAUUUGGAACCAGUUUUUAUCAAACCAUUCACCCAAGUUGGCUUCGAUGUCAAAUCCAACGUGACGACGUCAGCAACAUACGCCAUCUUAGUUCAUAUUCGAUCACCAAACGCGUUAGAAAUAAUCAAAAAGGCGUAUAACAUUGAGGGGGAAGAAACAGAUGAGUGUCCGGCCUUAUUGGUAUAUCGGCAACUAUCGAAACAGAUUAGCAAUGAGCUUCGUACUGUCAGGAAGGAUGUAAAUAUGGCCGCUAAGUACGCACCAGUAUACGGAAUUUUGUUUGUCAUGCGACACCUAAUCCGCGAGGAAGAACUUGACACACAGCACCCCGAGAUCCUUCCGAAGUUGGUCACUCAGUGCUUGACCAUUGUGGAAAUGGCUCUACCGGUAGUUAACUCUGCAGCGCCAGAGGGUUACAAUCCGAGCAAUGAGGACUAUGAACGUGCGGAUGUAACACCGCAACUUGUGCUUCACUACGCGUGGAGAACCAUCAAGGAGGUCUCUCUGUUGUUUGGCGAGCUGCGCAUCAAUAGUCCAAAUAUUAAAGAUAUACUAGUUAAAGAAAAUAUUCUAUUGAAAAUGACAAAGUAUUUUAUGAAUUUAUUCGAGUUUGCCAAGCAUCGAGGGGCGUACGAACAAGGUUAUGUAGGUUUCUCUAAAUUCACCGAAAAACUGUGGAAUUCGAAAUGUCGAUGGUGUGAAUUCCCAGAACGAUGGCUAGAGAAAGCAAUGGAAUUGAUUACAUCAAAUAGUUCAAAAUUAUGCGCAACUAGACGCAGCGCUGGUUUCCCCUUUUUGAUUCAAAGCAUUCUUGUGACUGAACCAAAACGUAGGGCGAACGAAAGUUUCCACUACUGUAUGCAAUAUCUCCUUAAAGUGGCUGAAAAUUACGCAGAGGAUAAUCAAACUUCAUCGCUUCAUAGUAUGAAUAUUCUGCGGGCGCUGUAUAGACAUAAUCAAUUGGAGGUGGUCGCGUCGUAUGUGAGCAAAGGUGUAAUGAUUUCUAUCACACGAUUUAGUCAUUCGGAAUGGGCGAUACGAAAUUCAGCGACACUGAUGUUUGGCGCACUAAUAAUGCGCAUAUUUGGCGUGCAGCGUCUUAAGGAUUAUGAGGACGUCAGUAUCAAGAAUCGCCUGCCGUUUAAAGUCUUCAAGUCGCGUUAUCCGGACUUGUACAAGUUUCUUUUUGAGAAGUUGGAGGAGUACGUGGCGGAUGGAAAAGAGAAUGUUUCAAUGUAUCCUGUCCUUGUGAUUUUAGGUAGACUUUAUUUAACUUUUGAUAGUAAACAGGACGAUAAGUUAGCACAACAUUUAGAAACAUUGAUCAAAGCCACUACACGAACAAUUUAUAAAAUCCGCGAGUUGGCUGUUUCAGCAACUGUAACAUUUGAGUCAUUCUUGAAUCGAAAUAUUCGCGCGGAUAAAACUACGAAUAAUGAAAUCCACGCCUACCUCUUGCGCCUGAAAUACCACGUCAGGACACCGAAUAUUUUCGUUAACAAACUCAGCCUCAGUUACUUUAAACCGCUGUUGAUAUUGAUUAGCGAUGCUGGACGAGGCAUAUCACAAACUUGUAGCACGACGCUGAUGGAUAUUCUCAUAGAAUUCCUUAAAACCUAUGAAUAUAAGGAUGAAGAUCUCGAAACGUACAAAGAACUUCUCGGGCAUUUACACUAUAAGGUUGAAACUACGAUUUCGACGUGUUGCCGAUUUCAACAGACGAAGUUCACGCUUUAUUUACAUGUGAUAAUGAAAAUUCCACAAGGUCAAUGGUACUCGCGGACUUUCAUCGCGAAAGCACUACUGCAAGCGCUAUCAAGUCGAAAUGAAGAUUUGAACAUCUUCGCGUUAAACUGUAUUCGCUACAUCAGCACCGAUAAGAUCCAGGAGCCCGAAUCAAAAGAGUUGGAGUAUGAGUUUGUUAAAUCGUUAUCGCCGCAGACGAAGAGUUUAUUAAAUUGUAUCAUCAGAGUGCAUCUGAUUAAACGACGCACGUUUAUGGAUUUGUUUGAUAUUUUACGAAGCAGAAGUCGGCUGUAUGGACUAAAGGUGUGCCAAGUGUUGUAUAAUUAUCCGUCGAUUGUUUGUACUAUAAGACCACUAGCGGUGCCUGUGCGAUUGAGCCAUCAGAUUAUCUUGGAUUAUUUGGAUCGGCAGGCGACAUGUAUUAAUUCGGAAAUGUUUGUGGCUAUUAUGGGGUUGAUUAGCAAAUUUGUUGCUGGUAGUAAUGAGAUACUGGAUCUGGGGGAUUUGAUUGAACAUAUGAUCGAGUAUGGAGGUGAUGAUAGCACUAUGGAGGAGCGACUGGCUAUUGCCAACUUUUUACUUAACAAUACCAACCUGUUGGUGAAUACCGACGGCCUGCCAGAAGACCUACGAUUGAAACUAUGGCAGCUCUAUCUCGAUUUGAUCCAGGAUGACGAAUUUGUCGUUCGGGAUUUCUGCACUCAGAUUACGCACCGAGUCCUCAGUGCGGUCAACAGUAAAGAAGUAAAUGAGUGCUAUAAGAAAAAAUUUCCUGUUACGCCCGAACGUCUCCACGUGGAUAUGCUAGCAAAGUUGCCCUAUUUUCUGGGUAUUAACGAAGCGUUGAAAGUCUACGUGUCUUUAUGCCUGCAAUUUGAUGAAGCUUAUGAGUAUACCGAUGAGAAGACAAUCUACGAUAAGCAGCGCCCUCACAACUUCAAAGAAUCGCGGCAGUUUGCGCCGCUUGCUAAGAAUUAUUUAACGGCGUAUCUUUGGAAACUGGAGGAGGGUCUGAGUUACGAGGACAAGUCGAUUUUCAUCGAGGAACAUUUUCUGUUGGUGGUCACGCGCCUCGUGAACUUUAUCAUCAACCAGGAUGACACGGAGGAUCGUUCCUUGUGUGUAGCGGUGCUCACUCGGUUCGCGCGGUACCUGGAACGUGUGAAGGUAGGAACCGUAACUGCCGAACAGAUUCUAGACAAUUUCGUGAUUGCGUUCAAAGCAGCCGAAGCUGGGGAGCGUGAGUUAAACAAAACUAUGUGUGCAUGUGUCACCGAGGUGAGUCAAUUCCUUUCGUUCGUGUUGUUCUCGCGACAUGUUAAUCCAAUCCGCAGGGAUCUGGACGAAUGCAAGUGUGAUAAUUUGUAAAGUUUACCGGUGCAAAAUUUCUAUUCGUUAAAAAAUGUUAACAGUUUUUUGCAAACGCAUUAUUGAGAAACAAUAAACUUUUUAUAUGUUUCAA